AUGGAGGAAGCUUCUGGCAGCUCCUCACAGAACCCACCCCUAGAACCAGAGCCUUGCCCAGCAGGACUGUGUCAGAGAGCUGGGCCGGUGCUCCCAACGGGCGUCUGCCACACUGGUGUUCCCCGGGGCUGCUGCCUGCCCACACGCCUGUGCGUAGGCCCAGGCUGGAGCCCUGUGCAGGCAGCCAGCAGCUCCCCCCUUGCAAAGGCAGGAAAGCCUGCUGCAGCAUCCUGCCUUCUCGCCUCCCCGAAGCGCUGCCCUCCUCGGCGCCAAUGGCUGCUGAAAGCAACUUUGUACAUUCUUCAUAAACAAUCAAAAAUACUUCAGAGAUACCCAAAGACUACUGAAAUUUUUUCCCUUAAGGGAAAAGCAUUUAAAAGGAAAACCACCAACCAAAGCACUUUAUGUGAACAGACCUCCCCCGAGUGCCAAACCCAGACCGGCUCUGGAGCGAAUGGCACUGACCAGGCAGCGGCAAACUUCCCCGCAGCCCCAGCCCUGGCAGAAGCCACGGGCGGGAGAAGUCCCAUCAGCGCACCCAAGCCACCGGCGGGAAGCCGGAGAUUUGGACUCAGGAACGCUGAGAGGGAGCACGAGAUGAAACUCGCACCGGGGACGCAGGAGCAGGGGCGUUCUCAGACAGCAGCUUCGAAAAACAAAUUCAUGCAGCCAGGUAAAGUGAUGCCCAAGUCCUUGCAGAACCUGACUUCCAGCAAAAGGGCAGUGGUUCGCCAUGACAUGCCAGUGGGUCCAGCCCAUUAUUACUGGGCUGUCUGGUUUCACAUGUGCUCUUUGUCACCUGGAAAUCACAUCUUUUCACUUGCUCUCAAAGGUGGCUUGCUGACCAUGGAACAGGAUAACACACCUGCCAGUGUUCGUUGCAUCCAUAAUGAUGUCGUGGUACCAGACUUCUCUGCCUAUCGUCGUCAAGACGUGCUAGAUGCCACCACGUCUUCUCAAGGCAGCAGUGAGGCCAGAAAAGGGUUUUCCUACCUGAUGACUGCAACAACAUGUGUAGCAACUGCGUAUGCUGCUAAGAAUGUUGUCACCCAGUUUAUUUCCAGCCUGAGUGCCUCUGCUGAUGUGCUAGCGCUGUCAAAGAUUGAGAUCAAGUUGUCCGACAUUCCAGAAGGCAAGAACAUGGCUUUCAAGUGGAGAGGGAAGCCCCUUUUUGUGCGGCACAGAACCCAGGCAGAGAUUAAUCAGGAAGCUGAAGUUGAUGUGUCUAAACUGAGGGAUCCACAGCAUGACUUAGACAGAGUAAAGAAACCAGAAUGGGUCAUAUUAGUAGGCGUCUGCACUCAUCUUGGCUGCGUACCCAUUGCUAACUCCGGAGAUUUUGGUGGUUAUUACUGCCCUUGCCAUGGGUCCCAUUAUGAUGCCUCUGGCAGAAUCAGGAAAGGUCCCGCUCCCUAUAACCUUGAGGUUCCAACCUACCAGUUUAUUGGUGAUGAUAUGGUGGUUGUUGGCUGAGUAAUGUGGUGCUUGCUCGCUUUGAAGUUCCUGUGAAUGUCUGCUCAACAGGGUUAACUGAGAUUCUAGAAUACUGUAAUAUCAGAUGAUCCUGGAAACAUACUAGCUGUCUAGAUUGUCAAGCAGAAGUAUGUUCGAAUACUUUCCUGUGUUCAAUUUUAAUAAAAACUUGGAGUGAGCACUUGU
Messenger RNA from Opisthocomus hoazin, 1659 nucleotides. The record is from RefSeq and is a predicted model, not a curated record. NCBI's taxonomy places the organism in Eukaryota, Metazoa, Chordata, Aves, Opisthocomiformes, Opisthocomidae.